GACUUCCAGGGCUCGGCCAUCCCCUGCGCCAUGCAGAAGCUGGUGGUGACCCGGCUGAGCCCCAACUUCCGCGAGGCCGUCACCCUGCGCUGGGACUGCCCGGUGCCACUCCCCGGGGACGGAGACCUCCUCGUCCGGAACCGGUGAGCCCGGCGCGCGCCCCCCGCCCCGGCUCCGGCCCGGGCCCCGGCCCCGGCCAGCGCUGCGCAGCCCCCGGGCUGUCCCGCGCCCGCCUGCGUCCCCACACCCGGCGCGCGCUCGGGCGCACAGCCUGACUUUGCGAGAUCCCGGGAAGUUGAACCCGCCGCCAUCUGGCGAAGGCGAAUGUAAUGUGACUGUUGCUGGUGUGAAUAUCCGAUGGCACCGAACGUCCUCAAAACUGAGGGUUAUUUUAAUUUGGGAUUCCCCUCCCCUCCCCCAGCCCUCCCUCCUCCCCCUCCCGCUCCCGAAAUAAAACCGACGGGACCCAGAAGGGGAGGCUCCCCGCCCUGCCCACCCGCGCGCACCCACGGCUCCUGCGUUCGCAUAAUCUUUAGGGUGGAGCGGGAACAGCCUGGACACAAACUGCGACAUUUAGAUUUGUUGGUGUUAAUGCAUCUGACAUAAACUAUUCAGCCGGCCGCUAUGACCCUUCCGUCAAGACCCCGUUUGACGCAGGUUUCGAAGGUGUAGGCGAGGUGGUGGCCUUGGGCCUCUCCGCCAGUGCCACAUUCACAGUUGGCCAGGCUGUGGCUUACAUGGCACCUGGCUCUUUUGCCGAGUACACAGUGGUGCCCGCCAGCACGGCCAUUCCCGUGCCGGCCGUGAAACCCGAGUACCUCACCCUCCUGGUGAGUGGUACCACGGCCUACAUCAGCCUGAAAGAGCUUGGAGAGCUAUCAGAAGGGAGGAAAGUUCUGGUGACCGCAGCAGCUGGGGGGACCGGCCAGUUUGCCGUCCAGCUUGCAAAGAAGGCCGAGUGCCAUGUAAUUGGAACUUGCUCUUCUGAUGAAAAGUCUGCCUUUCUGAAAUCUCUUGGCUGUGAUCGUCCCAUCAACUAUAACGGCGAGCACGUGGGUGCUGUCCUGAAGCAGGAGUACCCGCGAGGCGUGGACGUGGUGUAUGAAUCCGUCGGGGGAGCCAUGUUUGACUUGGCUGUGGACGCCUUGGCUACCAAAGGGCGCCUGAUAGUGAUUGGGUUUGUCUCUGGCUACCAGACUCCUACUGGCCUGUCCCCUGUGAAAGCAGUAACGCUACCAGCCAAACUGCUGAAGAAAUCCGCCAGCGUCCAGGGCUUCUUCUUGAACCAUUACCUUUCUAAGUAUCGAGCCGCCAUGGACCACUUGCUUAAGAUGUAUGCGAGUGGAGAGCUGGUUUGUAAGGUCGACCUUGGAGAUCUGUCUGCAGAGGGCAGGUUUACCGGCCUGGAGUCUGUCUUCCGGGCUGUCGAUUAUAUGUACAUGAGAAAAAACACUGGAAAAAUUGUUGUUGAAUUACCUCACUCUGUCCACAGUAAGCUGUAAAAACAGAACAAUGGCAUAAAUAAAAGGACAAAGAAAAUGGACAUUUUAUGCCCCAGAAUUACUCAAAUCAAUUUAUUUUUAGUUAGUAACGGAGAUAAUAUUUUUUAAAACAAAAGUAAGUUCUAAUGAAUAGAUUUCUCUUUCUCUUUUCUUUAUUUCUGUUCUUUUUUUUUUUUUUUUGCUCCUCCAUUGCAAAAAAAAAAAAAAAAAUGUGCUAAUAAAACUUCCCUCAAUGGCACAGAGGUAAAACCUUUACAUUCAAUUCUUUACUCAUGGACGGUCUCAUUCCAGAUUUUAUUGUCCCAGGGAACUAAAUUAAUUCCUGAUGCAAGAUCUGAUCAAAUCAGUAUGUCUUCAGCUUGAUGAGAUUUUAAAAUUGGUCUUGAAAAUAGUUCAUGAGUUCUUUGCUUUGGAAGAGUCUGGUCUGAUGCUAGUAAGUUGUUAAUAAAUGAGAGAUACAGCAAAAGUCAGCCGUUUCUCAGAGUCCAUAUUCUCAGGAAAUGGUCCUCCUUUUUCUAUAAAUCACCAGCCAACUAUCUAAAUAGAAAUAUGGAGGGAUUCUCCCAAAACUUUGACUUUGUUAGAUUAUUAGAAAAAAAAUUAAGUGAGCACAGACCUCUUUUAAAGAAGCAUCUCUCAUUUAAUGGCUUUUAUGCGCAGUCAUCCCGGUGAGGCACGUGUAGGAUGGAAAAUUUCUCUCUUCCCUUAAGAAGAAAAUUAGUGUUGAAAACGUAUAUAGACAAAAAGCAGGUUUGCGAAAGGGAAACUAUAGAGAUUCAGGGGACUUUAAAAAUUUACUACAGGCACGGGAAAGGGAAAAGGACGUGCUCCAUCCACAGUGAGGGUCUACAUGACAAAACACGGGCCAUACAGGGGAAAGCACUGUAGGUACCUAACAGCACCCUUCAUAAGCCUACGUAGGGUACGUCAAAUAGCAUCGUGCAAAGUAGGCACCAAAAUGAUCUAAAAUGCUCGUGCUUCGUGUUAGAGACUUUGGGAAGGUGUGUUUUAUCUCUGAUCGUGGAAAUAGUACAGCAACCACUGAUGCUCUGUUCCCAUUUUACUUCUCCACGUGUCCUGGUGGAAUGAGACGCUUCUUGUCACUAUCGCCUGAUGUCACAGACACGGAAGUAACGAGUCCCGCGCCUUCCCCUCUGAAUCAAGCCUGCCGCUGAUCCGCCUUCAUUCUAACCUUCAGCUCACCAAAGGCUGCUCCGGUUUUCAUCAUUAAGGUGGGAAUGCCGUCGUGCCUUUCUAAUGAAGGCAGAGCCCGCCAGAGUAUUUUUCAAAGCCUUGGGUUUCGGCGUCUCUAACAUGCUAAAUAAAUAGACAAGCAAUUAAAGAUGCUCCAGGAAACUUG
Messenger RNA from Lagenorhynchus albirostris (white-beaked dolphin), 2862 nucleotides. RefSeq names its product prostaglandin reductase 3 (gene PTGR3). The transcript is spliced from 2 exons. Gene Ontology annotation, molecular function: oxidoreductase activity. The record is from RefSeq and is a predicted model, not a curated record. NCBI's taxonomy places the organism in Eukaryota, Metazoa, Chordata, Mammalia, Artiodactyla, Delphinidae. The coding region runs from base 738 to 1502 and encodes 254 amino acids. Gene Ontology annotation, cellular component: mitochondrion.